AUGGCCGACAAAGGAAGGCAAUCUCACGUCCGAACCUCACCCGCGACCUCCCGCCAUUCAUCACACCAGCAGCAGCAGAAGGAGCAGAAGGUUGAUCAGGCGUUGUCCAUCGACGCGCAGUCGGUGCGCCAGCGCCAGCGCCGGCAUGCCCUCGAUGGACCCGAUCAUGUCAAGGUAGCCGGUGACGAGCCGACAUCCUCCCCACGCGCCUCCAAGAUCGUAGCCGACAAAAUGUCACAUGAAAAGAGCCCCACUGGCGACAGCAGCGGCCCCAGUUCAGACGAAGCCAAGAACUGGUUCGAUUGCGCGAAUCGAGAUCCCACGAUCGCAUUGGCCGGCUCUACUUCUAUGGAUGAUUCCGAUUCAUCUGCCGACGACGACCGCAUCAAUGCCGCCGCCGCGUCACAAGACGACCCGUACCCUAUGAUACCGCCGGCACCCGAAACCCCGUUUCUCGCGCAAGGCUUUACCCGCCAGACGACCAGCAGCGUGACCGAAGAUUACCGAAGCGUCAUCGACGACCUUACUAUUGAGAACAAGCGUCUCAAGGAGGAGCUGAAGCGCUAUCGCCAAAGCGCCGGUCGCGAUGUCCUCGAGAAAGAAAAGCUGUUUGAAGUCAAGCUGCACGGCCUUCCACGUCGCAAGAAGCAGGAGCUUGAAGCCACGCUACGCAACUUUGCCGCUAGCCUCGGUACGACCAGCGCCUCCGGCGAGUCCAAGUCUACCUCUCGACAUAAGCGCGAGAAGUCGGCGUCAUCCAAGCACAAGAGCAACGUCGGCAUAUACUCACUGGCUGGCGCUAGCUCCAAGCAUGCCUCCACCUCCUCGUCGCGGUCGCGGCCUGUUGAUUCGGCUUAUGCAUCUAUGUCGACUGGUGCCCAUUCGUCCGGCGUCGCGUUAGCCCGGCCAUCGUUUGGAGGCCCGCAGGCGCGGACGUCGGAGCAGAAAGUCGAGCGCUAUCUGCAAGACAUUCCCGAGGGUCUGCACCCAAACUACGGCCUUCGGGCGCUCAGCGACAAAGACAAGAAAAAACUUAUCGUACGACGAUUAGAGCAGCUGUUCACCGGCAAGAUUAGUGGCCGAUAUGCUCGCCGCAAUCGAAGCAUGCUUCCACCAACAGACGGCACGCCAACAGCCCAUGAUACGACUUCUGGAUCUGGAACGGGACCUGGCUCGGGCGUUAGCGCUGCUGUCAAUGCUCUUCCUGGCUCUGGCCAGCCUCCGAAUUCUCUUACUUCGCCAAUCGUUCUGGGUUGCUCCAUGCCCCCUAGUGAACCGACGCGGGAAGCUCUCAUUCAGUCUCGACAGAACAACCAUAAGAGACAUAGUUCUCGUGAUCACUCACUUUCCAAUUCGAAUUCCAACGGAGACGAGGCCGGCAAUGGAAAUGGCAGCAAAAGUGUAAGUCGCAGUGCAGGCCAUUGGAGUGGGAAUGGCAACGGGAAUGGCAAUGGGAACGGGAACGGAAACGGAAACGGAAACGGCAAGUCACCAACGAAUGGCUCUUUGCCAGAGCAGCGACCUACUCGACCUCUCGAUCUCGAUCCGGACAGGGUACAAAUUCCUGCGGAGAACAUGGAGUAUAUUCGCCACCUUGGUCUAGUUCCUCCCGAAAUUGGGCAUGCAGACGAACAGCUUGCCAUUGACAUGGCUCCCGAUGUCGACGGCUGGGUCUAUCUCAAUCUGCUGUCCAACCUGGCGCAGCUGCACAUAUUCAACGUCGCACCGGACUUUAUCCGCAAAGCUAUCGUAGAGAAGAGUACCAAGUUCCAGCUGUCGCCUGACGGCCAGAAGAUUCGCUGGCGGGGUGGCACUGACGGCACUAAAUUCAGCAGCGAUGGCAGCAGCGGAGAAAAUGGCACCCAAAACCAAUCUACCGACGAGGGCGAUGGAUCAGACAAGAAUGGCAGGCGGAACAAGGCGAAGACAUCUGGAAAUGGUUCUGCAUCAGUUUUGUCCAGCAGCAAGAAGCAGUCCAGAUCUGGGCCAUAUGCAUCCAAGACGUCGUCAAGCUUCCACUACAAGCCGCUGUUCGUCCAUCAGACCUCGGUUCCCCUGACGUCUGUCGAAGACCUGGCCUCGCAAAGCUCGGGCGAUAUAGGCUGCAGCAUUCCUGCGGCAACAAUCAACAACAGCAACAGCAACGAGUCCAGAUCAGACAAGGAUAUGUCCGGGUCUUCGUCCCACCGCCAAAGACGGAUCUCGGACGGGGUCCUGGUCUACUACACUGGCGCUCCGUUCUGCACCGAUUUGGCCGGCGACAGUGGCGGCGACACGAGUCCAGCCACGUUCGUAACGUCCUCUGGCCAGACCCGGGAUUCGGCGCUGAGCAGCGCUGAAUCUACCCAGUCGGCCAGGCCAUUGUGUCGGACCACGUCUGGCGCUCGCGUCCAGCUUCGGCCUCUCACAGACUUCUCGACCCUUUCGAAGGAGGAACUGGCAGAGAUUGGGCUGAGUAGCGAUGACGACGGUGACAGCACUUUGAGCACAACUGUUCCACCUGACGAGCCAGAGCUGCAGUUGCUGGACGAUGCAGAAUCGGACUACUGGCCAGUGGAACCAGAGGAGCCAUUUCUGGAGGCAUCGGGCAUCGGCCGUGUGUUCCCAGAAGAUCACUUUUCCCUGGUCGUGACGACAAAGCGGCCUGUGCGUGCCGCCAGCAGCAACAGCCACGAUGGAAAUACUGUUUCUGAUGACGACGGAAACGACGAGGAUGCGGAACAUGCCGAGGGAGUGUUCUCUAUGAGUUCCCUUAUGAAGCGUCUGGCGGCACUGAAACGGCAGUCUGCCCCCAUUUCAGGGGCUGUGCCGAAACGACCGCGGUUACAUGCGUCUGGUGUCAGGAUCGAAUAUGUCUCGGCGAAGAUGAGGUACCGGGAGCCUGUUCCCCUGCCUCCACCGGUGGCGUUUUAUCGGUCAUUAAGCACGAGCUCGGAGUCAGGCUACGACGAAGCCUCAAUGAGUUCGUUGGGCGAGGAGGACGAAGAUGAGAGCAUGCUGGCAUCAUCAUCCGAGGAGAUGAUUUCGCGACGAGCGAAUCCCCACCAGUCGGACAACCACCCGUCGCCGGCAUCGCUGCCGUUGGCUAUGUCUGGUGACAGUAGCGAUGUGGAGGCGGAGGCGGAGUCUAUGGAGGUGGACAGUACUGGUGGUUUUUGA
This is a messenger RNA of Grosmannia clavigera kw1407, 3159 nucleotides long. Its product is annotated as clock protein. The transcript is spliced from 2 exons. Gene Ontology annotation, biological process: regulation of DNA-templated transcription; circadian rhythm. Gene Ontology annotation, cellular component: nucleus; cytoplasm. The record is from RefSeq and is a predicted model, not a curated record. The coding region runs from base 1 to 3159 and encodes 1052 amino acids. NCBI's taxonomy places the organism in Eukaryota, Fungi, Ascomycota, Sordariomycetes, Ophiostomatales, Ophiostomataceae.